This is a messenger RNA of Pygocentrus nattereri (red-bellied piranha), 1505 nucleotides long. It is a transcript of the gene rbbp9, whose product is annotated as retinoblastoma binding protein 9. The transcript has 6 exons. Gene Ontology annotation, molecular function: hydrolase activity. Lineage: Eukaryota; Metazoa; Chordata; Actinopteri; Characiformes; Serrasalmidae. The coding region runs from base 259 to 813 and encodes 184 amino acids. The record is from RefSeq and is a predicted model, not a curated record.
AUAUUACACUACAUGUUCUUACUAAUUAAACGAUAAACUAAAACAGUACAACCCAUAAAAGACACGUUGCCAGAUACGUCUUUUUUGGGAAAACUCUAAAAACCUAGUAGGUGCUGUGAGAGAAAGGCAGGAUUAACGCCAGGCCCGUAGAGGGAGCUGGAGCGGUUAGCUUGUUUCUGUUCGACGCCUGGAGAUCCACCAACUUCCACUGGAUGCUGUGGAGCUGCAGUGUCUGACUCCGAGCUGGGGACACGAGUCAUGCCUCUGAAGAAAGUCGUGAUUGUCCCAGGCAACGGUGCAGGAGAUGUGGAGCACUGUAACUGGUAUGGUUGGGUCCACAAACAAACAAAUAAGAUUCCAGGUUUGUCCUGCCAGUUAAAAAACAUGCCAGAUCCAGUGACUGCCAGGGAGAGCAUAUGGCUGCCCUUCAUGGAGAAGGACCUGCUGUGCGAUGAAGAGACGGUGAUCAUUGGCCACAGCUCUGGAGCAGCUGCUGCUAUGAGAUAUGCUGAGACCCACAAGGUAUUUGGCAUCAUCCUGGUGGGCGCCUACACCUCAGACCUGGGAGAUGAGAAUGAGAGGGAGAGCGGAUAUUUUAGCCGGCCAUGGGAAUGGGACAAGAUCAGAGCAAAUGUGAAGCACAUUGUUCAGUUCGGAUCCACAGAUGACCCCUUCCUACCUUGGGAGGAGCAGCAGGAGGUAGCAGACGGACUGAAGGCAGAGCUUCACAAAUACACAGACCGUGGACAUUUUCAGAAUACGCAUUUCCCAGAGCUCAUUGACUCUGUGAGGAAACUGACAAAAGCUGGCUGAGUAUGCCACAGGGGCUGCAAUCCCAACAGCAGUAAUGGAUGUUUCUCCGGAUCUGUCGCUUGUCCAGCUCUUGAACAGUGUCCUGAUGACCCUGAAGCAGAGCACACUCCUCUUCAGUUCGCUCACAUUCAGAUUUCUUCAGUAUUCUGGCCACCUGUACAAAACCAGAUUGACCAGCAGAGUGUAGUACUGCUGCACAUGUGAAAAAUGCCGGUUUCCCAGACAGACAGAUUAAGUCUAGUCUUAGACUAAACUGCUUUCCCAGAUCUAGAUAAAGCCUAAGCCUAGACUAAAAAGAAUUUACUGUGAUAAUUCACCAUUAGCGUAGCAACUUAGCCCGAGACCAAGUUUCAUCAAUGUCUAGAAAACUGACCCAGAUGAAUGUGAUUUACCAGAAGGGCUUCAGGGGAAACUCUUCAUUCAUUGUUUCGCACUUACAUUAACGGCUCUCUCUUAUAUAGGCUGUAAACACUGCACAUUCUAAAUACCAUAGAAAGACUCAAUUUAAUCAUAUAUGUUUUAACACUAUUUAAGAAAAUCCAGCUGUUAUGUUUGAAGGUGGAGCGUCUGCAGGCAGGUUAAGGCUAUAAUGCCGGUAAGACUACUGACUGACAUGCCUUGUACAUGCGGCCUAUAUAUUCCUGGAAGUAAAUAAAAAUGUUCAUGUACUGUCUGUGUACUCACCAGUUUAA